AUGGAGCUCUCACCACGCCGUAUAUUGAGCCUCGCGCUCUCGGCAUGCUUCCUCACUCCCACAACUGCUGUCGAGAGCUUCCGCAAACCUACCGUUGACUUCACUGCCGGCAACGGAAGCUAUCUCCUCGCCACCGGCUCUUCGGCCGCCAACAUCCACGUUGAUGCGGCAGAUUGGCCUGGUGUACUUCGAGCGGCGCACGAUCUCGCCAUUGACUUCGGACGGGUAACAAACAUCAACGGUACCUUGACAGCUACCGGGACGGCUACUGCGAAUGCAUCCAUGAUCUUUAAUGUCACAGGCAUCAGUAAUGACUGGAGCACGGGCACAAGCGGAAACAACACCAGCGGCACGGUCAUCAUUGUGGGCACGAUCGGCAACUCGAGCUUGAUUGAUGGUCUGGUUGCAAGUGGAAAGCUCGAUGUCAGCGGAAUUGAAGGGCAAUGGGAAGCGUAUGUUAGCGCGCUUGUGCAGAAUCCUAUCAAUGGAACCGAUCAGGCACUUGUCAUUGCUGGAAGUGACCGUCGAGGUGCGAUCUACGGUAUCUACGAUAUCUCUGAGCAGAUAGGUGUUUCUCCUUGGUACUGGUUCGCCGACGUACCUCCCAAGAGCCACGCUGAAGUCUACGCACUCGACACUACGAAAGUGCAGAAGACACCCUCCGUCAGGUAUCGCGGUUUCUUCAUCAACGACGAAGCACCUGCACUGACCGGAUGGGCGAACGUCAAGUACCCCAAGUACGGAGGCAACAGUCCUUUCGGCGCCGAGUUCUACGCUCACGUCUUUGAGCUGCUGCUCAGAUCAAGGGCCAAUUACCUCUGGCCAGCGAUGUGGAAUGGCAUGUUCAACGUCGAUGACCCACGUAACCAGCCUCUUGCAGAUGAGUACGCCAUCGUCAUGGGCACAUCGCACACUGAGCCCAUGGUACGUGCUACUGCUGAGUGGAGCAAGGUCGCGAAGGGCAGUGAGUCUGGCUGGCAGUGGGCGACCAACAAUGCUACACUGUACGACUACUUCUACGAAGGCGCACAGCGAGCUGCGCCUUACGAGAAUGUUGUUACUAUAGGAAUGAGAGGCUACCACGAUACCAGCAUGUCUCCCGACGUGCAAACAGGCGUGCUCGAGGCUGUUGUGAACGCUCAGCAAGACAUCCUGAACAAGAUCCACGGCAAUGCUUCGGAAGUGCCACAGAUGUGGUGCUUGUACAAAGAGAUUCAGGACUAUUUCGAGGCCGGUAUGAAGGUCCCUGACUACGUCACACUUCUGUGGACGGAGGACAACUUCCAGAAUAUCCGAAGACUGCCCGUCGGUGACGAGAAGAAGCGAUCAGGUGGUGCUGGUGUCUACUACCACUUUGACUACGUUGGUGACUCGCGCAACUACAAAUGGAUCGACACCAUUCAGCUGCAGAAGACAUACGAGCAGAUGCGACUGGCCAAGGACCGCGAAGCUGACAGGAUCUGGAUCGUUAAUGUCGGAGACAUCAAGCCUAGUGAAGUCGCUAUCAGCCACUGGUUCGAUAUUGCCUACGACAUUGACGCAUACGAUGAGACGUCAGUACCCCAAUGGACUGCAGAUUUCGCUGCCCGUAACUUUGGCGAGGAGCAUGCUCAGACCAUCUCAGACAUCCUAGACGAGUACGGUUUCCUUGCAAACAUGCGCAAGUUCGAGUGGGUCGAGCCUUCCUCGUACAGCAUUCUCAACUACGAGGAGGCUGAUCGCAUUCUUGCGCAGUGGCAGGCCAUUGGCAAGAAAGCGCAAGAAGUUUAUGAUACUCUUCCCGAGCAACAACAACCUGCUUUUUACGAGAUGGUCCUUCACCGCGUCCUUGCUGGCGGUAACUUCAUUGAUGUGCAAGUCUCUGGAGCUAGGAACAUUGCUUACAGCGGUAUGGGCAGGAACAGCGCCAACAAGUGGAUGCAGCGCACUAUUGAUGGCAUGAAGAAGGACCACAACCUUACACAGCGCUACCACGAGCUGUUCAAUGGAAAGUGGAACCACAUGCUGGACCAGACCCACCUGGGUUAUCAAGGGUACUGGCAACAGCCCAUGCGCCAGUCCACGCCAUACCUCCGCUGGGUACAGACUUGGGAGAGGAGUCUUGCCGGCGAUCUCGGCGUCGCUGUCGAAGGUAGCAACGCUACCAUCCCCGGUGAUGACCAGUGGCAUACAAACGGUGGCGGUUCUCUGAACCUUCCCGAUAUCACUCCUUUCACUCCCAAGCGCUGGCUGGAGAUCGCCUCCGUCGGUACACAGACUUUCAACUGGAACAUCUCAGCUGAGCCCUUUAUAAAGCUCUCCCAGUCAUCCGGCACCAUGCAACCAGAUGGCGAAGACGUCCGCGUCUACGUCGAAGUUGACUUCUCCCAAGUCCCCGAAGGUUUCGGCAAGAAGAGCACCCUGAACAUCUCUAGCAGCACCAACUACGGCACCCAGUUCGGCAUGCCGCAAGUCAUCGUACAGGUCAACAAGACCUCCAUACCCUCCAACUUCAGCGCCGGCUUCGUCGAGUCCGCCGGCCAGCUUGCCUUCGAAGCAGAGCACUACACCCGCCUGACCCCGAAGGGCAACUUCUCCUUGACCACUCUACCCAAGUACGGUCGCACCUUCUCGGCCAUCAAGCUCAACGACCCGCUCGUCGAAGGCCUCACUUCCGCAACCGCACCAGCAAUCGAAUACGACUUCCUAACCUUCACGCCCACCACCUCCGCCAAGGGUCUGAACGUAACCCUCAUUCUAUCUCCCAGCCUGAAUAUCGACCCCAAGAAACCCCUCGCCUACAUCACACAAAUCGACAACAAGCCCGAGCAGCGCCGCCAGUACGUGAUCGACCAGCCGCAGCCCAACUUCCCUGUCGGCUGGGGCACAGCCGUCGCGCAAAAUGCGUGGUACAACACUACAAAUUUUGGGGCCGUGGCGCCGGGAAAGCAUACCCUGAAGGUGUGGCUUGUGGAGGCAAAUGUUAUACUGCAAAAGGUGGUGUUGGAUUUGGGAGGGGUGGUGUACAGCCAUAAUGGGCCCCUGGAGAGUUACAGAAUUUUGGGUGGGAACUCGACGGUGGGAUACUAAGCAACUUGAUGGAGU
Molecule: messenger RNA, 3084 nt
Organism: Macroventuria anomochaeta
Lineage: Eukaryota; Fungi; Ascomycota; Dothideomycetes; Pleosporales; Didymellaceae
Product: glycoside hydrolase family 115 protein
Exons: 3
Coding region: 1-3069 (1022 amino acids)
Source: RefSeq, a predicted model, not a curated record